GGCACUAAUAUGCUUGGAAGGCUGCUUCAUGUUCAGCAUCCUACUGCAAAGCAAGCUGUCAUUACUGCAAUCGACCUUUUAGUUUUAUUGUUUAGGCCGAGCUGUUAUUAGUGCUGCUGAAAUGGGAAUAUCAUUCCCACUGAAACGAAGAGAUCAGUUGCUGGAGUACGUUUUAACUCUAAUGGGUAGGGAUCAAAAUAAUGAUCUCACUGAUUUCAACACUGAGCUUUUGCACACGCAGUGCAGAGUCUUGCUUUAAGUGCCUGUACUACUCUUGUUUCAUUAGAACCAAGAUUACCAAUGGAAACAAGAAACCGUGUCAUGAAGGCAACAUUAGGUUUUUUUGCAUUGCCAACUGAGCCGUCAAGCAUUGUCGAGAGUCUCGUAACAAACCUCAUUAUUCUGUUAGGCGCCAUCUUGCUUACAAGUGGUGAAGAUGGUCGAAGUCGAGCAGAGCAGUUGUUGCAUAUUCUUAGGCAGCUCGAUCCAUAUGUAUCAUCAUCUUUGGAGCACCAAAGGAGAAGAGGAUGUGUUGCUGUACAGGAGGUGCUGAUAAAGUUCCGCAAUCUUUGUUCUGGUGGAUUUGGUGCAUUGGGCUCCUAUCCAACCUUCACAAUGAACAAACAAAUCAACCAAGGAGGAACUAGGAGCUUGUCAAGUUUGCCAUCUGCAUUCGUGUUGCCUAGUCGAGAUUCUUUAAGCAUGGGAGAGAGGACAAUGGCGUACCUUCCUCGUUGUGCUGAUACAGACGCUGAAGUUAGGAAAGUCGCAAUUCAGAUCAUUGCACUUUUCUUCAACAUUUCAUUGUCACUUCCAAAGCAGAAGGCAUAUGUGAAUGAUAUUGAUCUGGAAUCCUCGUAUAGUGCUUUGUCCUCCCUCGAAGAGUUAGUCUCUAUCGUCAAAAGGGAAGCAUCGGUUGACCAGACUGAAGUAUUUCAGAGAGUUGUCUCCUCAGUGUGUAUUCUAUUAUCGAAAGGUGAGCUGGUUGUUUUGCUACACUCUUGCACAUCAGCAACAUGUGAUAAGGUAAAGCAAUCAGCAGAUGCUUCCAUUCAAGCUAUUAUCAUGUUCAUAAUCAGGAGAGGCAAGGAGCUACGUGAAGCUGAUGUAUCGAGCCUAUUCAGCGCCACUGAGUCAGGUCUGACCAGGGGUCGCGCAGCAAAGCGCGCCCACCUGACGAAUUUGGCCUUCACUAGCGAUCUCCUAUCAUUUCAUUGUUGGAAGGUGGAGUCAUUGCGAGAAGUUGUGCGCGCUACCAAAAGAUAAAAGGAAUUCUCGCACGUCAAGCUAGCCGAGUUUCCUGUUGUGGCUCCUACAUCAAAUCUUGAGCAUCACUU
This is a messenger RNA of Panicum virgatum (switchgrass), 1337 nucleotides long. Its product is annotated as protein SHOOT GRAVITROPISM 6-like. Lineage: Eukaryota; Viridiplantae; Streptophyta; Magnoliopsida; Poales; Poaceae. Bases 301 to 1266 code for a protein of 321 amino acids. The record is from RefSeq and is a predicted model, not a curated record. The transcript has 11 exons. Gene Ontology annotation, cellular component: cytoplasm.